This is a messenger RNA of Cutaneotrichosporon oleaginosum, 3528 nucleotides long. RefSeq lists its product as uncharacterized. Lineage: Eukaryota; Fungi; Basidiomycota; Tremellomycetes; Trichosporonales; Trichosporonaceae. Gene Ontology annotation, biological process: initial mitotic spindle pole body separation; microtubule-based movement; mitotic spindle assembly. Gene Ontology annotation, molecular function: microtubule binding; ATP binding; plus-end-directed microtubule motor activity. Gene Ontology annotation, cellular component: mitotic spindle; spindle microtubule; nucleus. The record is from RefSeq and is a predicted model, not a curated record.
CCUCUUUCUAUCCAUCCUCCACAAUGUCUCGACGCGUCCCCUCCACCGGCGUGUCUCGAACAGUGAACCGUGCGCCGUCACUUGCUCCCUCCUCCCGCGUCUCUCGACCACCAAGCAGCGCUACGGCCUCGCGGCGUACGACUUCCGCACUUGCCGGCAUGCGCGUGCCCUCCGAUAUCCCAGAAUCAAAUAUCAACGUCGUAGUGCGAUGUCGCGGGCGAACACCUCAAGAAAUCGAGGAGAACUCACCACCUAUCACCCAGACUGAUGGUCCCGUGUCCGACGCAAUCACAGUCACAACAACACCCGCGGCGUCGGCGACGAGUAUCGUCGUCCCUACAGACGCAAACACCAAGACAUACAAGUUUGACAAGGUGUUUGGCCCCGAGGCCGAUCAGACAACUGUAUUUAGCGAGGUCGCCGAUGGUAUGCUCAAUGAGGUGCUGUCGGGGUACAACUGCACUAUCUUCGCGUAUGGGCAAACGGGAACAGGCAAGACGUACACGAUGCAAGGCGACAUGACGCCUACACCACUACAGGCGCCGUCCAUCGAGGCAGGAAUCAUCCCGCGCGUACUGCACCGCCUGUUCGCGCUGCUCGAGGCGCAGGAGAACAACGAGUACGCAGUCAAGUGCUCGUACCUUGAAAUCUACAAUGAGGAGCUGCGCGACCUCCUGUCCUACGACUACGGAAAGCCGGGCGCGACAUCCAAUAUCAAGAUCUUCGACGACACGUCCAAGAAGGGCGUGAAUGUCCAGGGAGUCGAGGAGGCGGGGUUGCGCGACCUCAACGAUGGUCUCGCCGUCCUCCGCAAGGGCAGUCAGCGACGGCAAGUCGCGGAGACCAAGCUCAACACGGAGAGCUCUCGCUCCCAUUCAAUCUUUACCCUCACUGUUCACGUCAAGGAGAUGUCGGGGGACAAGACCGGGGAGGACAUGCUAAGGAUAGGCAAGUUCAAUCUUGUUGAUCUCGCGGGCUCUGAGGCCGUCGGGCGCUCAAUGGCGCAGGGCGCCCAACGCCGCGAAGCUGGCAUGAUCAACCAGUCUCUCCUUUCACUAGGGCGCGUAAUCAACGCCCUCGUGGACAAGUCGGCGCAGCACGUCCCGUACCGCGAGUCAAAACUCACGCGGUUGCUCCAAGACUCGCUGGGCGGGCGCACCAAGACCUGCAUCAUCGCGACCGUCUCCCCGACCAAGAGCAAUAUGGAGGAGACGUUGUCGACGCUCGAAUACGCCAGCCGUGCCAAGAGCAUCCGCAACAAGCCCGAAGUGAACGCGCAUCUCACCAAAGCCGGGCUACUGCGCGAGUAUCUCGGCGACAUCGAACGCCUGAAGGCCGAGUUACAUGCCGCGCGCGAGAAGAACGGCGUGUACAUCCCUGACGAACAGUGGAAGGAGAUGAGCGAGGAGCGCGUGCAACGCAAGCUCGACUACGACGAGGCCAAAACGCGCGUAACGACUGUCGAGGUUGAGCUGCGCACACGGCGCGCCGAGUUCGAGCAGCUUACGACGCGCUUCGUGACGACAUCGAGCGAGCUCACUGAGGCACGCGAAGCGGAGCGCCAGCUCGGCGCAGAAUUACUGGCUGCCAAGGCCGAUCUCGAGGCAACACGGGCGGCGCUGGGCCACGAAAAGGCAAUCGCGGACGCGUACGCUGCUGGCGAGGAGCGCCUCGACGGCGUAGCAGGCAAGCUGCACGCUGUGGCAAGCACAAGUAUCCGGGACGCUGGCGGGCUCUUCGACAAGCUCGGGCGCGUGAACAACGUGCUCGACGCCAACUCUGCGUCGUCGCAUCGGUACAGCGCCGCGGUGUCGUCGCUCUCUCAAGACCUGCAGACGCGCAUGUCCAAGCUCCACAACGUGCAGGGGGAGUUUGGCGGCAGCCUGCGCGCCCACCUCGAAGCUUACGCGGCACGGGGCAAGACCGAGUCCGAGUCCCACAUGGCCUCGCUGGACGCGAGCCUUGGCGCGCUCAACGCGCUCGCGGCGACCUUUACACACUCAGUCGCGGAAGACAAGACCGCGUUUGCCGAAGCAGGGGCGGCAAUCCUCGCGGUCCGCGACGAAGUGCAGGGCGCCGCAAAGGGCUGGGCGCGGGCGAUGGACUCGCGCUCAUCCCGCAUGGUCGAGGAGCUCGUGGCGCACCAGCGCGCGCACCUCUCGACCGUGCAGGGCGUGUUGGACACUACAAGCCAGCUCGUCGACGCGGUUAUUGCGGCAGCGCAAGACCACGUCGCGGCGCAAGAUGCGCAAGCGCAGCGCGUCGCCGCGCUCGCUUCACAAGCGGCGGCGGACGAGAUCGGGCGGCUACGCGCCCAGAAUCGCCAUCUUGCCCAAGUCCUUGUAGAGGAGCGCAAGCAUGGCGCGCAGGCACGCACGGACCUCCUUUCCGGUAUCGCGGGGCUUGUCGAGCGCUUCUCGGAGCACCAGGACGCGCGGUUCGGGAGUGCACUUGCGAGCGUGCGCAGCGCCAACGACACGAGCGUGGAUAGAAUGGAGGCGUUUGCGGCGUCGCACGCAGAAGCUAUCGGCAGCAUGGCGGAGAACGCACGUACGUUCCGCACUGGUCUCGACGCCCGGGCGGGAGAGGCCGAGGCGCAGCGCGGGGCAGGGCCUGCGGCCGUGGAGGAAGUAUCUAUCGGCCUACAGAAGCGGCUGGAGGCGUACGGCGCCGAUACGAGUCGCGAGGGCGCAGAGCGCGUCGGCGAGUUCAACGCGCUGUGCGGGCGGCUCGGGUCGGGCAUCGCGGACUUCUCGAACAAGGCCUCGAAGAGCGCCGACGCGCACCUCGCCGCGCUGGCGGAUGUGGCGACGGCCGCGCGCGGCCUCCACGACUCCUCGGCGAGGUUCACGCGCGCCGUGGCGCAAGAUUCCGCGGACCUCACGACGACGUUGUUGCGCUCGCACACAGACGCGGCCGCGCAGAGCAGCAGGGCGCACUCGAGCGCCAAGCGCAAGCUGGACGCCAUGCUCUCCGCCACGUCCGAGUACGUCGGCGGGCUCGCGGCCGACGAGCCGACGGGUGAGACACCGCGCAAGCGCGCAUACCACCUGCCCAGCUGGGAGCGGACUGCGCCGCGCGGCGUCCUCCUCGAGCGGAUACGGCGCGGGUCGCCGCUUGUGCUGCCGCGCGCGGAGACGCCCGACGUCGAUGCCCCCGUGGCCUCCCCGGACGUGAGUGCCUCGACGUCAACUAUCUCCGCCUCUGCCUCCGUAGAGGCUGUGAUCACGCCGCCACCCGUCCCCUCAAGAAUACCUUCGCGGAACAAUAGCGUGUCGUCUUCGCAGGAGGCUGAGCGGCCUGUGGAGCGCGUCGAGCGCCCCACUCUCGAGCGCUCGGCGUCAGACCUUGUCCACAUCUCCUCGCGGCGACGCCCGAAAAAGCUCGGGUCAGUGGACAUCGAUUCGCUCACUGCAUCCACUGUGGGCGUGUUGAAAGAAGGGGGGAAUAUUCCGCGCCGAAGGCGCUAAGUGUACUAGUAGUAUCCAAUGGUCUAGACGAGGGGUGCAUGCAUGUAUGUGUUAACAG